AUGAAGUCCGCACAGCAAAGUCUGUCACGUUUACGAGCAGCGGGCCCCAAGAUCCACGACAAGGAGAGGGAAUGGGCACAAGAGUUGGUUGAUUUGAUCGAGAGUGUUGUUGGGAAAUGGAGUGUCACAGUUGGUCUGGAGCGUAUAAAUGCAAACGUUGCUAUCGCCCUUAAGGAACUCAGCCGCAACGUUGUGGUUGCUCAACGAGCCAUAGAGAUGGCAAGGACUAUCAAAUCGCCCGAGGAGGUCAAAUUUAUUGUCGCAUCUCUUCGCGCAACAGAGGUCGCCGUAGGCAACCUCCGCGAUUCAAUCGCGCCAGGUCUCACGGAGAAUCAACACUGA
Molecule: messenger RNA, 342 nt
Organism: Fusarium musae
Lineage: Eukaryota; Fungi; Ascomycota; Sordariomycetes; Hypocreales; Nectriaceae
Exons: 1
Coding region: 1-342 (113 amino acids)
Source: RefSeq, a predicted model, not a curated record